Messenger RNA from Fonsecaea nubica, 900 nucleotides. RefSeq lists its product as hypothetical. Lineage: Eukaryota; Fungi; Ascomycota; Eurotiomycetes; Chaetothyriales; Herpotrichiellaceae. Gene Ontology annotation, molecular function: oxidoreductase activity. Bases 1 to 900 code for a protein of 299 amino acids. The transcript has a single exon. The record is from RefSeq and is a predicted model, not a curated record.
AUGUCGGAAGUGGUCCUUCCAACACCCACCUUGCUCAAAGAACGGCUGGGAAAGGUGGCUCUUGUGACCGGAGCAGCGAGUGGAAUAGGCCUUGCAACUGCCCGAAUAUUUGCGCAGCACGGUGCAAAGGUUAUUGUGGUUGAUCUGGAUGCAAAAAAGGUGCAGGCAGUGGCAUCGAGCAUUGGUCAUGGGUGUGACUCUUACACGUGCGACGUGUCAUCCUGGGAGCAACAAGUCGCCCUAUUCGAUUGGGUAACUCGCGCAUACGGCCCGCCAGAGAUAGUGUGUCUGAACGCUGGCAUCGAUCCCGAGCUUGCAACAACGGAGUCAGCGUCGGGCAAGGAGCGAGUUGCAAACAACUACCUGGCGGACGAAUACGAUUCUUCUGGCAGUGCAACUCAAGCGGUCAAAGAGAUCCGACCACUUCUCAAACCACCACCAAAAAUGGUCUUCGACGUCAACUUCUAUGGCGUCCUUUAUGGGGUCAAAUUGGCCGUGCAUCAUUUUGGGGACAGAAAAGGAGGCCGAAUCAUCAUUACGGGAUCUGCUGGCUCAUACAUACCGGUCCCCUAUCAAGAUGUUUAUGUGGCAUCGAAGCACGCUCUCAUGGGAUUGAUGCGCAGCACGUCCCGGAGAGAAGAGCUGAGGCAGAAGAAUAUAUCGAUUUCUAUGGUCGGGCCUUGGUUCACACGCACUGGGUUAACGGCCAAUCUACCUCCUGAUGCAUUCCAAGGAUUCGAGGCAAGCGAACCGGAGGAUGUGGCUUUGGGUAUUGCAUACCUUGCAACUACAGAAAAAGAUGUAGAGAUCAAUGGCAAAUGUCUGUGGAUCAGAGGCAAGAGGUGCGUGGAGAUUGAAGGUGCAUAUGAGAAAUGGUUGGGACAAAUGAUGGAAAUAUAG